GAGGGGAAUCGAAGACGAGCUUGAGGGGAAAAAGGGUCCGAGAGCUGGAGAGGAAAAGGGGGGGAACGCUGAAGAGAGAGAGGGGAAUCGGUGGAGGAGGAGGGGAUUUUCGAGGCAUGUGACGAGAAAAAAGCAAGAGGAGAAUGUUCUGAGAAGAAAGAAAAGGCUGAGAGGGAAAGGGAGAAGAAAGCUGGGCAUUCUGGGCCAAAGAAGAGUUGAAGAAGAGAAGGAAACAGAGCAGCAAGGCAGGUGGAGAGGGUAACCGAACAGUGAAAGUUUAAGAUAGAAAUCUUGUUGAGGUUUGCGGAGCAAGAGAAUGAUAUACACAGCAAUCGAUAAUUUCUACUUGACACAUGAGCAGCUAAUGAACACACCAUCUCGUAAAGAUGGUAUAGACGAAGCUACUGAAACUACUCUUAGAAUCUAUGGAUGUGAUCUCAUCCAAGAAAGUGGCAUUUUGCUCAGACUGCCGCAAGCUGUAAUGGCUACUGGACAGGUUAUAUUUCAGCGUUUCUAUUGCAAGAAAUCAUUUGCUCGUUUUGAUGUGAAGAUGGUUGCUGCUAGCUGUGUGUGGCUUGCAUCAAAGCUGGAAGAAAGUCCUAGAAAAGCAAGACAAGUUAUCAUUGUUUUCCAUAGAAUGGAGUGUAGAAGGGAGAACUUAUCCAUAGAGCAUUUGGAUCUAUAUUCAAAGAAAUUUUCAGACUUGAAGAUGGAGAUAAGCCGGACAGAAAGACAUAUUCUGAAAGAGAUGGGUUUUGUUUGUCACGUAGAGCAUCCUCACAAGUUCAUAUCGAACUACCUUGCAACCCUUGAAACGCCUCCAGAAUUAACACAAGAAGCUUGGAAUCUAGCAAAUGAUAGUUUGCGUACAACAUUGUGUGUUCGGUUCAAGAGUGAGGUUGUGGCAUGUGGAGUUGUCUAUGCUGCUGCUCGUAGGUUCCAAGUACCCCUUCCUGAAAGUCCACCAUGGUGGAAAGCAUUUGAUGCGGAUAAGUCUGGCAUUGAUGAAGUUUGUACGGUUCUAGCUCAUCUGUACAGCCUUCCCAAGGCACAGUAUAUACCAGUCUGCAAGGAGGGAAAUCCAUUUACAUUUUCCAGUAAAACUGGGGAUUCACAGUCUCAACAAGUUUCAAAGGAACUUCCACAGUCUAGCCCUCCAGCAGUAGUGAUAUCA
Molecule: messenger RNA, 1174 nt
Organism: Carica papaya (papaya)
Lineage: Eukaryota; Viridiplantae; Streptophyta; Magnoliopsida; Brassicales; Caricaceae
Source: RefSeq, a predicted model, not a curated record